AUGGUCUCCCUCCGUCUCCGUAGCCUAUCCGGCCGCUUCUCCCUCCGCCGAGCAUCGUGGGACUCUACCCGCUCCACCUCCACCACCGCCUCCGAAACACCGUCCUGCGUUUCCGCCUCCACUGCCGCCGGCGCCGUCAACAGCUCCAUCUCUCGCGUUCCCAGCAUCGCCGGCCUUGUCGAGGAGCACAGAAACUUCUCUAGCGAGCUCGGUAUCCUUGAGCCUAGACCCGUCGUCUACUGGGAGAGCAUGGAGGAGAAGAUGGGCAUGACGCCCCUCGUCGUUUGA
Messenger RNA from Geosmithia morbida, 288 nucleotides. RefSeq lists its product as uncharacterized. Bases 1 to 288 code for a protein of 95 amino acids. The transcript has a single exon. NCBI's taxonomy places the organism in Eukaryota, Fungi, Ascomycota, Sordariomycetes, Hypocreales, Bionectriaceae. The record is from RefSeq and is a predicted model, not a curated record.